Patiria miniata (bat star) is the source of this 2174-nucleotide messenger RNA. RefSeq lists its product as uncharacterized. NCBI's taxonomy places the organism in Eukaryota, Metazoa, Echinodermata, Asteroidea, Valvatida, Asterinidae. The transcript has 2 exons. The record is from RefSeq and is a predicted model, not a curated record. The coding region runs from base 463 to 1344 and encodes 293 amino acids.
UUUUUGUUUCCAAUUUGAUUUUUUUUUUUUCCAAAGUUAUUAAUUUCUGGCUUUGUUUUCCCAAAAGGUUUUUUUUUUUGUCACAUUUCAAGGGUUUUUUUUUUGUGAAUGUAAAACUUGCAGUUAAUCCUGGAUUAAAUUGUUUUUUUUGUAAAGUUCCAUCCCAAUUCAGUCUGUCUCUUUCUUUUUUUAAAAUUUGUCCCAGUUUUCUAUUAAAUUUUUCGCGACUUAUCAAUUUGAACCAGGCCUUUACAGAUAUUUUCUUUAGUGAACCGUUUUUCUUCGUUACAUUUUUUGGUGCCGAAACCCGGGAUUGAUUAUUUUCUUUUGGAAAUUAGCCAUUUAUUUUUUCGUUAGCUGGGACAUUUUUUUUUUUUUUUCAAAAUUCUCCGCCAUCUUUUCCCCUAGAUUUUUUUUUAAACAAACCAACACAGAGCUGAUUUUAGUGGAUCCUGACAGUGCAUGAUGGCUGAACCAGCGGUACUGACACCACUUCAGAUGUGUGGAUUCGAUCCAGCGCCAGAAAGCUCCAAACUCAUCGAUCUUGAGUCAUUGCCCAGUGCAGAAACGCAGCCAAGCAUGCUGGCAAUUCUUCAGCACCAGACGUACAUGCAGGAGGUCAUCUUGCAGCAGUUCAGACAGAUCGACAUGCUAAAGUCGAUAGUCAGUAGGGUUGUUGGGGAACAACAGCAACAGCGGCAGUAUAUCCGAAGCCUGGAGGUAGCCCUGUUCGAAAGUAUGGCCCAGCGUCCACGAGUUUUCCCCAUCCCUACCCCUAAGCCUGACCUGAAGACGACCGAAGUUCCUCCCCGCGAGAAUGUGCAUACCGAUGGUGACGAGUCUGGUGGAUGUUCUGACAAGGCACAGAGCUGCAGCGAUGAAGGCACGAGCGGCCCACAGCCAAAUCUACUGCAGGCCCUGCAGGCCCAGCAGAGCGAUGCAGCUAUAAAGAGAGUCGUCGAGCUGAAGGAGGCAAGUCCAACUAGGAUGAGUAACAGGAAGAUGGAGAAGGAGUCCCGAGUAGUGAGGAAUCUACUCCAUGCAUGGGAUCGUCUUGAGGUCAAGGGCGGACUCCUGGUCUUCAGAAAAGGCGGAGACAAGCCGCGCUUCCUGGUGGUCCUCCCUCGACAACUGCGAAGGGCGGCAUUUCGUAGUCUGCACAGAACCAUGGAGACAUCGAGCUACGGCAGAGUGCUGAAAGUGGUCCGAGAGCGAUAUUUCUGGCCAAGUCUCCACAAUGAAACAAUGGGCUAUAUGAGACAGCAUCGAAAGGGAACACGGCAACUGGAGGUCUUCAAUGUCCCACCGCCUCAUGAGUUCCGGGAUGUGGGCCGAGGACCCUGAUGAUGGCUUUAUUCACAUUUUUCUAGUCUAGUUUGUGGAUAUUCUGAAGGUGUCGUUAUCAAUUGUAUAUUUUUGUUUAUGUUUGUUUGUUUGUUUUAUUCAUGUUUAAUUGAAUCAAUUUUUUUUUUAAUGCCAUUGCUGGGGACAGCAAUAUUUUAAAGAUGGCGUGAGUGUGGCAGGGCCAAAUUGAACUUGUAGUUUUUACUGUAUUGCUUUUAGUGUUUAGGUAUAGGUGUAGCUCCCCUGAAUAAAUCACCCCUUUUUAUUAGAUGUCCCCUACCUUUUCAUAGAAGUGUGUACCCCUGAUUAACUUUUCCCUCUUCCCCAGUAACAUGACCCCUUAGAACAAUAGCCCCUUUGAUAAGGCCCAUGUGCUCUGCCACCCUGUAAGUCCACAGCCCCUCACUUAGCAGACCAGCGGCAGUAGAGAGAGGACUGUGUAUUAUAUAUCCACUCUUCCCCUUUUCUUGGGAGCGCCUGCCCUGUGUGUUUAUCUGCUCAAGUCACCUGGUUUCAGUCAGAGUGCAUUUAAGGUCCAUUAUUUUGACGCUCUGUGUUGGUUUUUUCUUUUCGUCUUCUUUAGUUUUUUUGGUUGGGUUUAUUUACUUUUCAUUUCCAAUUACUUUUUGUUUCCAAUUUGGUUUUUUUCCAAAUUUAUUAAUUUCUGGUUUUGUUUUCCCAAAAGGUUUUUUUUGUGAAUGUAAAACUUGCAGUUAAUCCUGGAUUAAAUAGUUUUUUUUGUAAAGUUCCAUCCCAAUUCAGUCUGUCUCUUUCCUUUUUUAAAUUUGUCCCAGUUUUCUAUUAAAUUUUUCGCGACUUAUCAAUUUGAA